This is a messenger RNA of Erythranthe guttata (spotted monkey flower), 1444 nucleotides long. RefSeq names its product Zinc finger C-x8-C-x5-C-x3-H type family protein. Gene Ontology annotation, molecular function: metal ion binding. The record is from RefSeq and is a predicted model, not a curated record. Lineage: Eukaryota; Viridiplantae; Streptophyta; Magnoliopsida; Lamiales; Phrymaceae.
CAUAUCCGAAUAUUUGAGAAUCAAAUCAAUAGUUUGUUUGAUUUGUUAAUAUGGGAAGAUCGCAGAAACCAAAAAGGAUUACUUGGGCUUCGGAUGGUAAUCUUUGUCAGGUGAGGCUGUUUUUGUCGGAAGACUAUCCGUCACAAGUUGGAAUUGGAAGUCAAGAACAUCUCCAGGCUAAGUCAUUAUGGCAAGCACAGAGCGGUAGUGGCUCAACGUCCAAUGACAAUUUGCCACCUGGCUUCGAGGGAAUCCAGCCUCCAAAUCCUUGGACAGCAAAGCUUUCUCAAAUACCGUUGAUCAAAUGGAAAUGCCCUCCCAGAUUGGUAGUAAAUGCUGGUUGGAGAGUGGUUGCUGGUGACGAGAGCAAUGAAAUGGAAACCCAGAACGAACGCGAAAUGAGAGUUCUAGAAGCAAUUUAUCCACGCUCCACUGCCAUUCCUCCAAACCCUUCUCCUUUAAUCGGCGAGGAAAACUCGACUAACGACGACCGCUACACUCCCGUGGUCCCAGUCACACCAAUCGAAGACGAAGAUGCUGCUGCAUUAGAUGCUUCAGUAAACAUCACAAAUUCGGUAGUCCCUCAGACUCAAAACUUGUCUCAGGUCAGCAGUGAUGUCAUGAUGACGUCAGCCCUAACAUCAGCCAUAUCGAACAGCAAUCAGGGAGGAGGAAACAUGAUCGACCGCGACCUCCUCCUUAAAAUCCUCUGCGACCCCAAAAUGGUCCAGCACCUCGUCACUAACCACACCGCAGUGCAGAACGCUCCACCGUCACCGAGCGUGCACAGCAACAUACCGUGCACCAGCAGCAGCAGCACACAGUACAAUAAUUCGUUCGCACCACCACCUCUGAGGCCCCCUGCAAAUGGACCGUUUUACCCUCCGAGCAGGGUUGGACCAAUCCCCCCCAAUCAACGGCCGCCGUCCGGCAUUUCUGAUUUGAUUUCCGCCGCUCCGUCGCCGCCUCCGGCGGCGAAGGAUAUCAGCUAUUAUAAGAGCCUUAUCCAGCAGCAUGGAGGAGAGAGAAGAGAAAAUAUGCAGCAAUUUGGUCAGCAAAUUCAGAACAAUCAAGAAGCAUCGAAUAUGAUGAAACAGAGAGAUUCAAAACCGAAGGUAAUGAAACCUUGCAUGUAUUUUAACAGCCCGAGGGGUUGUAGAAACGGAGCUAACUGUACGUAUUUGCAUGAGAUGACAUCAUCAUCGGCAUCGACGCAGCAAAGGGUCAGUAGCAUGCCAGAGGUUCAAAGUAGUAAGAGAGUGAAACUGGAUAGAGAAAUUACUGGAACAUAAAUAACAAAAGUUGCAAUAUUGUAUAUCUUUAUUUUUAUGUUUCUUUGACGCCGAGGAUGAAAUCAUAUUUGUUUAUUCAUAUUUAUGAGAUUUUUUCUCCUCAAUUUUUCAAGUUAAGAGGAUAAUAAGCUGCUGGCUUCUGUUUUUUUUUU